CACCGCUGUCGGAGUCUCGGAGUCAACGGCCAUCGCCACCGGCCGCAACAGCUGACACAGCCACACACAGCUGGCCCGUGAGUCUGGCGGAGCGCCGCGAUUCGAGAGCGAUGGCAGUGGUCGCGCGCGUCGUGCCGGCGCGCCGUCGACAAUGAGAGAAAGGGAUAUCGCCGCGCUGCGUCCGUACACGCGCCCGCCCGCCCGCGCCACCGUCGCUGCCGCCCCGCUGCCGCGUCGCACGCCCACCGAAUGCUGAUAAGGGACCGCGGUUGAGAUCCGCGUAGUUCCCACGCCGCUGGCCCCGGGUCCCCGCUCGCGGUGUCGCGUCACAUGUGCCACGCCGCGCGGCGCCGCGCGAGGGAAAAUGAGCAUCCUGCGGAAGAGAUUGAGCGAGUUCGACGACGUGCUCGACGCGGACGAGAUCGACACGGCCAGCCUGAGCAAAAUAUGUUUCCACGGCAUCCCCGACGAGCCCGGCGGCCUGAGACCCCUGUGCUGGAAGCUGCUGCUCAAUUAUCUGCCGCCGGCCAAGUCCAGUUGGCUGGAGACUCUGAAGCGCAAAAGGGAGCUGUACAAUACCUUCAUCGAGGAUCUUAUUGUUAUGCCUGGAGAGUCGAAUGCCGACGACAAGGAGAGAGUCGACGUGACGUUACAUGAUCAUCCGCUCAAUUUGAAUCCAGACAGUAAGUGGCAAACGUACUUUAAGGACAACGAGGUUCUACUUCAGAUUGAUAAAGAUGUUAGACGGCUAUGUCCAGACAUAUCAUUUUUUCAACAAGGCACCGAUUAUCCAUGUCAAAAGAUAGUGAACGCUAACGGCCAGCAGCGUCUACACCACCGAGUUCAGCACACGGUGCUGAAAAGCGCGAACGUCGAGAGAAAGGGCUUAGGGGUGACCAAGAUUUUACUUGUCUUUGCCUUUACGUUGACGUGGAAAGCAGCAGGUACUAUAAACGAUAUAGCGGUUUCUGUCAGAAAGGCUACGGAAGAUUACGCGCCGUUGGCCGAGGGUGGCGAGGCACACUGGGAAGUGUUGGAAAGAAUACUCUUUUUAUACGCCAAGUUAAAUCCCGGCCAAGGUUACGUGCAGGGAAUGAAUGAGAUAGUCGGACCUAUAUAUCACGCGUUCGCUUGCGAUCCGGAUCCCACGUGGAGAAAACACGCCGAGGCAGACACUUUCUUCUGCUUUACCAAUCUGAUGGCCGAGAUACGCGAUUUCUUCAUAAAGACUUUAGAUGAGGCGGAAUUCGGGAUUAACUCGAUGAUGAGCAAAUUGACGAAUCAAGUUCGAGCCAACGAUCCCGAGAUUUGGCUGCGUCUACAUCAGCAGGAACUAUGCCCGCAAUAUUACAGCUUUAGAUGGUUGACGCUCCUCCUCUCGCAAGAGUUCCCCUUGCCGGAUGUUAUGAGAAUAUGGGAUUCCUUGUUUGCCGAUGAUAACAGAUUCAGUUUCCUCAUACAUAUCUGCUGUGCCAUGAUCCUAUUACUGAGGGACCAGUUGCUGGCCAGCGACUUUGCUGCAAACGUUAAACUCCUGCAGAAUUUUCCCUCGAUGGACAUCCAGAUUGUGCUCUCUAAAGCCGCUGCCCUGGCAGGCAAGACCUUAUGAUUUUCUUAAUUAUUAAUUACGAAUAUGGACACGAUGCAAUUAUGUCGAGUAUCAAUAAUUUUCUUCCUCUUCCCGAGUUGUUACGAUCACAGUUGCGUGAUUUAUAUAUUGCAUGAUAAAGCGUAAUUUUAUAUACCAUCGUCACUCCAGAGGAAAGGAAUGCAAUAAAAUAUCAAUUAUAAUAUAAUAUCAUGUAGAUGUUCGAGCCGACAGUCGAUCUUAUAUCAAACAUUUAAUAGUUGUACAUACGAUACGCACUAUCGUAGCGAAUACUGAGAUCUAUGUACAGCAUUUUGCUACAUGUUAAAUUUUUUGAUAUAUUUAAAGCGUAUUUGUGUACAUACAUAAUGUUAUAGUGGAGUGUAACAUUCAGCCGAGGAGUAUCAAAGUAUAAAUUUGUACGAGAGACACGAUAAUCGUUUCGUAAAACGGCAGGUAAUGAUAAGGUGAGAAUUAAGUCGAAUAGGAAAGUCCCGAUUUGAGCUUUCCCGAUUGUCCGAUACAAUUUGAUGAAUUUAUCAAUAAUCGCAUCACAAUAGAUUAGUACCGUUUAUACCGCGCCAUAGCAAUUACACGAUACGUCAAGAGGAGAAAUUACAUUUUGUAAUCUUAUUUUUGUAAUAAAACGCGCCGUUCGAACUACGUUUAUAAAAUAAAGGGAAACGUUAUAUCAGUUCCAUCCU
This is a messenger RNA of Vollenhovia emeryi, 2292 nucleotides long. RefSeq names its product TBC1 domain family member 13. The transcript has 11 exons. Gene Ontology annotation, molecular function: GTPase activator activity. Lineage: Eukaryota; Metazoa; Arthropoda; Insecta; Hymenoptera; Formicidae. Gene Ontology annotation, biological process: activation of GTPase activity; intracellular protein transport. The coding region runs from base 365 to 1609 and encodes 414 amino acids. The record is from RefSeq and is a predicted model, not a curated record.